Messenger RNA from Lytechinus variegatus (green sea urchin), 2681 nucleotides. RefSeq lists its product as uncharacterized. Bases 61 to 1047 code for a protein of 328 amino acids. The record is from RefSeq and is a predicted model, not a curated record. The transcript is spliced from 5 exons. Lineage: Eukaryota; Metazoa; Echinodermata; Echinoidea; Temnopleuroida; Toxopneustidae.
CCCUAUAUCAUCAAUCAAGUUUUGGCUUUGUGGAUCAGAUUGAAAGAACGAAAACCGAAAAUGUCGCUGCCUUUUGUGAGGAUAUUACCAAAGAUACCCAGCAUCGACCCAGACUCACCACCCAGUAGGGGAACAGAAAAUUCAUCGCUUUACAAUGCUAAUAGAGGAAGGGGUCCAGGCCGGGUGAGGAAGUAUAACUUCACCCGAGGUGAGGUAGCAGCCCUGAUUGAAUACGUUAGGCGAAAUCAGCAUAGACUCUCUUUAAAAUCAGGCCAUUGUUCCAACAAGGUUGAGGAAAGAAGAAAGAAGGUGUGGAAAGGUGCUGUUCAUGCCCUCAGAGCUGCGGGUGGACCACUACGUGAAUGGACAGAGGUAAAAAAGAAAUGGCAUUGUAUGAAGUGUCGUGCUCUCGCCUAUAAGGCUGGCAAAGGGACGGCAGAUGGAGAAACCAAACCAGCCUACAACAAAACACAUGAAGAUGUCCUGGAGGUCUUAGCAGCUCCACAAACUAAUCCGGAGGACUUGCCAUCUUCAGAUUCAGAAGAUGAGUGGGAGUCCGCAGAACAGAGCCAACAGAGCCAAGAUAUGAUGGAUCUAGAGUUUCAUGUUGAUGAAGACAAUGACGACCUUUAUGAUAUCGUGCGCGUGUCUGCGGAGCUAGCAGGACGUAGCGGCUCGGGGUCGCGGCCCGGUCCAUCAACUCCAGCAGGACAAGCGGCUUACAAGUAUUCACCUGCCCUUCAGAGGAAGGUCUCUGAGGCUGAAUCCAAGGAUUUUGAUCGCAUGCUUGCCCAACAGCAGGUAGACCUCCUGGAAACCGUCUCCCACAAAAUGGACACUGUCAUCGGCCUCCUUCAUGGCCAGAGCGCCAUCGCCAAGAAAAUAGACUCUGUCAUCGGCCUACUCCAGGCCCAAAAUGCAAGUUCCCAGAAAAUGGAUGCUAUUAUUAACCUACUCCAGGCGCAGAAUGCAAGCUCCAAGAAAAUUGAUGCUAUUGUUGACCUUCUGCAGGCCAAAAAUGGCAAGGUCCAUAAUACUCAGGAGUAACAUCAUUGUGCUUAAUAUUUCUUUUAUUGUACAUUCUGCUGCGUUAUUCUUCAAAACAAGCAUAUUCUCCAUGAUAUCAAUUAAAUCAUAGCUACAGAUUUAUGAAGAUGUAGGCAAUAUCUGCAUGAUACAAAGGGGCUUGAUUAGUAAAGAGCAGCAAAUCUCGCUGACAGCUUGUGAACAAAGUAAAUGCUAUUUGACAUGUUGACAAAUGUUGCAGAGGCAACUAAUAAAAUUAUUGAACCAAAUAAUUUCUGUCAAAAUAUUUCAUUGUAAAAAUAGGUUUUGCCCAGAGAAUUGCCAAAAAUUUUACAUCAUUAUGAAAUAAUUUUGAUUAAACAUAAAAUAAAAAAGUUGUGGAAAUUUUUAGAUUGAUCGCUAAAAAGUAUAAAUUAUGCCUUUGAGCAAUAAGGCCCGAAGGCUUAAGGUUCUCUCAGAGCUACCUGGUAUUGAGGAGAAAUGCCUUACCGGUACUAGUGCACCAAGUAGGGAUUGAAAUCUGAAAUCUGAAACCCUGCUCUACCGAUUGACCUGUCCUGCUUCCUUUUGUUCUUAUUUUUAUGUGAGUUUAUAGUUCUGAUGAAAUCACUUUUUUUUUAAUUACAGUGUUUUGGAAUAUCAUCUCUUUGUUGAGCAUGAUGAAAAAUUUCCACAGCCUGUAUUUGCUAGUGUUACAAACUUUCAUUGGUAAUUGAGAUGUGGCUGUUUAUAUACCUCUUCAGCCCAAUCGAUUUAAAAAAAAUAUACGAACCAAGCCAAUAUCUAUACCAAAAUACGUUGAUGAAGAUGCUGAUAUGCACACACAAAAUGUAAUACUUUCAUACAUAUAUGUAUCACCAUAUUCAACCACCGGAAAGGUAGUUGCUGAACUUUUUUUGCACCAUAUCUGAACAGGCUAUUUGACCAACUGCAAAAAUUGUUUGUUUCUGCAUAUAUAUUCACUAUUAAACAGUUAAAGGACUUGAUGAAAGGAAUUUAAUAGCCUCACACAGGGAAUGCAAAACUAUGACUCUACUUCCACAAUAAUGGGUGAAAUAUACAAAGCAUUAUGUUAAACAUGUAUUGGUCAUAAAACUUGCAUCUACUUUGGGUGAUUGACAGCACCUGCUAUUUAGAAAUGCUAUCAGCCCGGCUAUCAGUUCCGCUCUUGUUUGAUAAUUGAAUAAGAAUCCACGCAGUAUGCUCACCAAAUGCAGUUAUACCAUGGAGCUAUAAUAGAUCCAUGGUUAUACCUUCAUGUACAUGCAUUAUUACAUGGAUUUUAAGUAAAGCUUAUGGUGAACUUGGACUUCUGAAAUGUUACAUGUUGAGGUCUAGGUGUAUAUUGCUUAUUUGUGUCAAUUAAUGACAGAAUGAUGAAUAUUUUAUACAUGUAGCUGGUGUUAUAUUAUCAUUUGAUAAAUUGUUGAUUUCUGAGUCAUCACAAAUAGAAUCCGUUCUAGGUUUUCAUUUGGAAUUCUGUGUUGCAUUUCAUAGGGCAGCCAUGUUUUUUACAGAGGAUCUUGUCAAAUCAUCACCCCCUAUAUUUCCCCCCCGAGUACACUGUAUGAUAAUUUGAUGAUUCAUUUGUUGAUGUUAACAAUAGAAAUAUAUUUUCUACAUAACUUAUUGAAGUAUGAACACAUAAUCCGCAA